AUUUUCUCAUUAAUUAAAUAUUUAAGAGAGUGAGAAUAAGAGAAAGAGAAAGAAAUAUCUUGAAUAAAAAAUAACAGUUUAACUGUGUGGUAAGGCACAAUGUGUUGUAAAUAGAUAUGAAUAAAUUAUCACAUAAGAAAAGAUCAACAAAACCUUAUCGGUUGUUGACGACAAGAUGUAUUUUUUGCAUCUCGCAUAGCGGAAUUAUCACGGAGCAGUAUUCUCACAGUAGUUUAACAGUGGUGUUACUAACUAUAACGCAUCAUUCUGUAAAAUCUUCUGUUCAACAAUAUGCCGCCUGUCAAGUUUGAUUAUAAAGGAUUAAUAGCUCCUGUCUUUACGCCAUUUACUCCUGAUGGACAUUUAAACUUGAGUGUCAUACCAGCCUAUGCGAAUUAUCUACACGAAAAUGGAAUCAAGGGUGUUCUUGUUAAUGGAACGACUGGAGAAGGUAUGUCGAUGAACAUAGAAGAAAGAAAAGAAGUCGCAGAAGCUUGGUCGAAAGCAGUUACAUCUACGAAUCAAUAUUUAAUGAUUCAAGUAGGUGGUUCAAACUUACCUGAUGUAAUUCACUUGGCCAAGCAUGCUCAAACGAUAGGAGCAGAUUCUAUACUUGUCUUACCAGAACUAUAUUUUAAACCGGAUAGUCAAUUAAAUUUACGGAAUUAUUUGAAAACAAUAGCUCAAGAAGUUCCAGAUAUGCCUAUGUUAUAUUAUCACAUACCAUUAUAUACCAACGUUACUUUAGACAUUGGCAGCUUCUUAGACUUCAUUGGAAAUGAAAUUCCAUCGUUGGUAGGUGUAAAAUUUACACACACUGAUCUUGUACAAGCUUCACACAUACUGAACGCAAGAAAUGGGAUGUUUAAAAUAUUUCUUGGUUGCGAUCAGCUCAUAUCAUCUGGGUGCGUGUUAGGGAUCGAUUCUUUUAUAGUUACGAGUAUCAAUUUAUUUCCUAAACAUAUAUCCAAAUUGGUUCAUGCCAACGAAUUCUCAGAUUUACCGGAUAUUAGGAAAAUGCAAGAGAAAAUAAUAUCAGCUAUUGACGCUAUAACGACGUUUGGCGAUUGGAUUCAAUCGAUGAAAAUCGCUAUGCAGAUCAUUUCUCCGAUUGAUGUUGGACCUCCGCGUCUUCCAUUGCUACCACUUCCAUCUAAAUGUUAUAAAUGGAUAGAAGAAGCUUUGAAAGAUUACAGAUCUCUACUGAAAUAAAAGGAUAAGUAUCGAUCAUUGAAUUAUACUAUACUACUUCUUUUUUUUGUAAAAUAUUACGGGGAAUAAUUGUUAGCUCUCGAAUUUUAUUUAAAUAAAUUAAGAGGGAGAUGGA
Polistes canadensis is the source of this 1327-nucleotide messenger RNA. Its product is annotated as N-acetylneuraminate lyase-like. Gene Ontology annotation, molecular function: N-acetylneuraminate lyase activity; 4-hydroxy-tetrahydrodipicolinate synthase activity. Gene Ontology annotation, biological process: N-acetylneuraminate catabolic process. Lineage: Eukaryota; Metazoa; Arthropoda; Insecta; Hymenoptera; Vespidae. The record is from RefSeq and is a predicted model, not a curated record. The coding region runs from base 292 to 1212 and encodes 306 amino acids. The transcript is spliced from 8 exons.